Messenger RNA from Pecten maximus, 5446 nucleotides. RefSeq names its product receptor-type tyrosine-protein phosphatase alpha-like. The record is from RefSeq and is a predicted model, not a curated record. The coding region runs from base 642 to 2396 and encodes 584 amino acids. The transcript is spliced from 18 exons. Gene Ontology annotation, molecular function: protein tyrosine phosphatase activity. NCBI's taxonomy places the organism in Eukaryota, Metazoa, Mollusca, Bivalvia, Pectinida, Pectinidae. Gene Ontology annotation, biological process: protein dephosphorylation.
GCAUUUAAUUCUGAUAGUAAUCUUCGUUGAUCAAACUAAUCUACAAUUCUUUAAAUUUUCCUUACCAAGCUAAAUACUUCAUCUGUCGAAGCAAGAUGUACUGCAUGCAAAUUUAGAAAUCAGUUAGCAUCGACUAGGAAUUUGCGACGUAGUGAAUGUUGUAGUAAAUGCCUAAGCUAAACACAGACUAGGUAAUGUCGAAAAAUCAAUCAUUCGAUUUCAUUUAAGAAAACUGCAAAUGUACUUAUUGCAAUAAUUUUAACAGAUUAGUGGAAUGAUGAAUUGGUGCAUCCCGACCGAUGGCUAUAGAAAUAUAAUAUGUGAAAACUCAUUAGCACGAUAACGCGGGAAAAUAAGGUAAUCACUUAACAGUUUCUAAUGGUCAGUUCUGUUUGUUUGUUUGUUGUUGUUGUUGUUUUUUUGUUUUUGUUUUUGUUUUUGAUUCGGCAACGGCUGCUGUUCCUGAUCGGACAUCCCAGUUAACUGGAGGUGCUAUUGGUGGUAUUGUGGGGGUAGCUGUAGCAGCAAUAUUACUUGUUGUCCUGAUCGUCACGACAAUAAAGAAAGGACAGUGCCAAACGCCUCGUUUUACUCCAAGACAUCUGGAUCGUGAUAGAAAUCAAGAUGUCGUGUAUAAUAACAUGACAAUAAACAUGGAUAUUAAUGGAGAACCCCAUGAUAUGGAUCAUGACCAGGGACCGUAUGAAAACGCUAGUAUCAUCAUCCCAAAAGACCAACAUCACUGUGAGGCGAUGACAGAAAAUCUUCUUCGGGAAAUCAUCAGAAAAGAGGACAGUGAUGAUUUUGAAAAGGACUUCAAGGAGUUCCUGACUGGUGUUCAGAUCCCUUGUAAAGUGGCUAUGAAGGCCAAUAACAAAGAUAGCAACAGAUACAAGAAUAUAAUUCCAUAUGAUCAUUCGAGGGUACAACUGGGCGGAUGUCAAAAUUACAUCAAUGCCAACUUCAUCAAGAACCUGGAUAAUAAAAACGCAUAUGUGGCGACACAAGGUCCGAAAUUGGGUACUCUUGGAGAUUUUUGGACCAUGGUAUGGCAGCUUAAGACUGGAAAGAUCGUGAUGCUGGCAAAUUGUGUGGAAUUAGAAAAGCCUAAAGUUAGCCAGUACUGGCCCGAAGACGCUUCUUCCAUAGAACAUGGUGAUAUGAAGAUAAGUUUCAUAUCGUUAAAGCAAUAUGCGGCGUACACAAUUCGCGAGCUUAGACUUGAGAAGGAAAACGCAGAAGAGAAGAGAGUGAUCAGCCAAUUUCAUUUCACCAAGUGGCCAGACCACGGAACACCUGACGUCAUGCAUUUUGCACUCCUUCUGCGCCAUGUAGAGUGCAUCAAUUCUAAGCUGUCCGGGCCAAUUGUUGUCCACUGCAGUGCUGGUGUUGGACGCACAGGGACAUACAUUGCAGUAGACGCCUUGUUCAAACACGGGAAAGACGUGGGUGUGGUGGACCCUCCAGCAUUUAUCAACAGCAUGAGACAGGAUAGGAUGGACAUGGUUCAGACAAAGGUACAGUACGAGUUUAUAUACCAUGCCUUGGUGGAGCUUUUUCUUACUGAAAAUACAACUGUACCCAUGGGCGAUCUCCUCCAGGAAUACAGGAAGCUCGAUGAUAAACGUCCAACCCUACUCACAGGUCAACUGUCAGAAGGCAUGAUGCCAGAAAACCAGGGGAAAAACAGAGAUUUGAAAAUACUGCCAGGCAACAAGAACCGUCCCUUUUUGUCGUCACAGCCAACCAACAGGACAGAUUAUAUCAACGCCGUGUUCCUUCCGAGCGUUCAGAACUAUGAGGGAUACAUUGCUACACAGUGGCCACUCCCGGACACUGCUGGUGACUUCUGGGCCAUGAUAUACGACUACAAGUCUACAGCUGUAGUCAUUCUGGACAGCGAUGCUGACGUCGAUGAUCCAAGUCUGAUGCCGUCGCAGGAGUCAGAAAUAACAGGGGGAUUAUUUUCUGUACAAACUGCCAGUAGAUCUUGUAGUGAAGGCUCCAUCGUCAUGACAGAGGUCUACCUAUCUAAAGCUGGGAAUGAUACCUCACACAAGCUCAAGAUAUUAAGAAUGUGCGACUGGCCCUACGACAAGCAAACAUGUUCCGAGGGCUACAUCACGCAAAUGGUGUAUGCGGUACAGGGAUGGCAGAAACAAGCCACUUUCGCCGGUCCUGUAACCGUCGUCUGCAGAAAUGGGUCCUCGAAAUGUGGAAUAUUUUGCACGGUGGCCAAUGCCAUAGAAAACAUCAACCUCAACCAGAGGACAAGCCUGAUUCAGGUGGUGAGACAGCUCCAGCUUCGAUGUCCGUCUUUUAUUGGCACUUAUGAGAGUUACGUCGCGUGCAACCAAGAAGUGAUUCUACAUCUCAACUCGUUGUCAGAAAACUAGUGGCACUUCAGCAAACUGAUAUCCGAAAAUGUUCAGUUUCUGAAUUUUUUUUCGAUAUAAUGCAAUUCUAAACCCGAUUUGUCAAUCUUGUUGGUCCGGAUGAAAGCAUUCAAGAAGUUUUUCUAUGGGAAGAAACCCACGUCAUCCGACAGAUGACCACAUACCUUUUCAGGGUGAAAGGCAGGCGUGUUACAACUGUAUUACCAGACUAUCCUUACAUUGAUUUGGAUGUGUCGCCUGCACCCACUUAAUUGAAAUGUCAUUUUGAAAAUUCCAUGGUCACCAUAUGAAAAGCCAUAUGCUUUAUGUUGCCGGUUAGUUGGUAGGUUGGUUAGUUGAUGGAGUUUAACGUCCACACAACGUCUGAGGUCAUUUGUGGAUGAUAUCACGAUUGCAUAAUACUAUUGUGUAUGGACAUAACUCCGGCAAUGGAUGGAAUUUGAUACAAGGAUUGAACUCGAAUUGCAAUCCCUCAUUCAUGAAAAAAGGGAAACAGUCAGGAAACAGUUAAUUAUGCCAACAUUGUAAUCUACUUGAAUAUAGGAGGGCGAGAUGCCAACAUUGUAAUCCACUUUAAUAUGGAGGGUGAGAUGCCAACAUUGUAAUCUACUUGAAUAUAGGAGGGCGAGAUGCCAACAUUGUAAUCCACUUUAAUAUGGAGGGUGAGAUGCCAACAUUGUAAUCUACUUGAAUAUAGGAGGGCGAGAUGCCAACAUUGUAAUCCACUUUAAUAUAGGAGGGCGAGAUGCCAACAUUGUAAUCUACUUGAAUAUAGGGGGGCGAGAUGCCAACAUUGUAAUCCACUUUAAUAUGGAGGGUGAGAUGCCAACAUUGUAAUCCACUUGAAUAUAGGAGGGCGAGAUGCCAACAUUGUAAUCUACUUGAAUAUAGGAGGGCGAGAUGCCAACAUUGUAAUCUACUUUAAUAUAGGAGGGCGAGAUGCCAACAUUGUAAUCUACUUGAAUAUAGGAGGGCGAGAUACCAACAUUGUAAUCCACUUUAAUAUAGGAGGGCGAGAUGCCAUCAUUGUAAUCUACUUGAAUAUAGGAGGGCGAGAUGCCAACAUUGUAAUCUACUUGAAUAUAGGAGGGUGAGAUACCAACAUUGUAAUCCACUUUAAUAUGUAGGGCGAGAUGCCAACAUUGUAAUCCACUUUAAUAUAGGAGGGCGAGAUGCCAACAUUGUAAUCUACUUUAAUAUGGAGGGCGAGAUGCCAACAUUGUAAUCCACUUUAAUAUGGAGGGUGAGAUGCCAACAUUGUAAUCUACUUUAAUAUGGAGGGCGAGAUGCCAACAUUGUUAUCUAUUUUAAUAUGGAGGGCGAGAUGCCAACAUUGUAAUCCACUUUAAUAUGGAGGGUGAGAUGCACUAUCUCCACCAUAUCUCAAACUGGUGAAUUGGGAAUUUCAGAUAAUUUUAAAAGAACUAAAAUCUGUACAUAUAUUCUAUGGUUAAUCCUUCAUAUCACAUAUUGCAAUAAAAAUGAAAAAACAAUAUUGUAAGAAUUAGAAUUCCUUUAUUCCUCUUAUGACUCAGUGUAUACAUACUGAUUUGAUGCGUGAAUGCAUGAUAUUUAGGCUGAUACAUGUUGUACACUUAAAUAAUAAUUUGUAAUCUACAUUAUCUGAUUAGAAGCUACAUCAUGUAAAAUAUUAUUUUAGCUUGGACAAGUCCAGAAAUUCUAGACACCUUUUACACACAUCCAAUGAGCAACACAAUAUAAGACGAUGUAGCGCCCUUAAAAGGCUCCACAUAGCCAUAUUAAUACACACUGGAUAUAGAUAUAUAUAUGGUUAUAUAAAAUAAUAUUGGUCUAUUCACUUCGGGAAAAAACAGUUCAAUGAUCCCAGAACAAACUUUCUCUGUAAUGAACCAAUGUAACAAGUACUUAAUAAACUAAAGAUGUAGUUUAUAACAGACCAGAUGAAAAGUAUCAAUAUAUAUAUAUAUAUAUAUGUUGUUGGGAGUCCCAAUAUACGUAACUUUGGUGCAUUUUCAUCAUCCAGAAAUUUUCUCAUCACAAACAAUGAUUAUUCACCAUACUAUCUUUUUUGUAGCUCUCAUGAAAAUAUUAAUGUAACUCGAGAAUUUUUGUAGGGAAUAUCAUAAGUCAAUUUUUUUGUAUGGAAUAAGUGAAAAAUGCAGGAAAUCACAUCAUAACCUGAUCUCGUUAUAAGUGCCAUCCCGGAUGCCAAUAUUGCAUCAGGUAUGGCACUUAUAACGAGAACCCUGGUAAACGUUACAAAACAAUGUUAGAUUUUGGACAUAAAUUAAUUUUUUAAAACAUCUGUAAGACUUUAACAUGUAUCGUGUUUAAAUUACACCUUUUAAUUACUGAAUUUGAAUAUAGGGAUAUUUCAAAUUACAGACAGACUAUAUGAAAAUCUCGGGGUGUGGGUGAUGGGUCUAUUUGUCUAUAAAUGUAGCAUGACAAGUGGGAAAUUUAGACAAAAUAGAACUGUAUUGACUAUUCUAUAAAUAAUCAAGUUACCUGUGAAAAGGAUUAAUUAUCCACAACAAACCAAAGGAAAUUGAUUAAUUAUCUUACAUAAUGAACGAAAUAUAAGCAAAUUUUUUCCAAUCUUGUAAUGCUCACAAUUCAGCGGACAGUUUACAUUUGAUGACACUUAAGCCUCUGUUUUAUCGAUACCAACAUACAAAAUACUUGGCAUCUUCUUCUGAUGUAAAGUAAACUCAAACUUUGUUAUGUAGAAUUCUGAUAAUGCGAAGAAUCUGCUGAACUUGGAAGUAAAAACUCAGUUCUGACAACACAAAUUCAUAUAAAACAUACCGGUUUUUUUUUCAAAUACUCGGGUUAUCUAAAUUUUUCAUGACCCCACUGAUUUUGAGAUAGCCAGGUUUGGCUAUAAAUAAAUUGUAUGUCUUUGUUAUAUGUUUGUUUUAAUUUCUCUCAAGUUACGAAUAUUGGGGCUAUUAACUUCCUACCUCCAUCAGGUUAUUUUUAUGAAUUACUGUAAUUACAUUGUUUCAUAAACCUUCAAGUGGUGGAUAACUUAUGUCAACAAAAUAUUGAAUUAUAACUAUCAUAAA